UAUUUCAUGCAAACGAGUUUCGGGCUGUACUAGGUAUCAUCUCAGUUUGAAACGUUGCAUGUUUUGCAUUCUGUAAUAUUAACUAAACAGGAUUGAAGCUGUUUGAUUUGCAUUUGUGGAGAUAAUCGCAUGUGGUGACAACGCGUGUAACCUACAUUGUGUCACAGAACAGGCAGUGUACCUCCAUAUCCAGGUGCUGUAGCCAGGUGAAUGUUGGGGGUUCGAGCCCUGUUUGGCAUUGGUCUUCUUGUGACGUCACGAGGGGGCUCUGUCCUGAAACAUACAGGAGCAUGUGCACAUAUUUCCAAUAACAUCUACAGUAAAGAUCUCACUCAUAGACAGGCCUGCACCAUGGCUAAUACAAUCAAAUAUUUGGGACAAGAAGAGGCUCAGCACAUUGAUGAAGAACUGUUUAAUGAAUACAGCUUCAGUGUGGAUCAGUUAAUGGAGCUGGCUGGCCUUAGCUGUGCCACAGCUGUUGCUAGGGGCUAUCCUUUGCAGUCUUUGCUCAAGACUCCACCCAGAGUAUUGAUCAUCUGUGGGCCUGGAAAUAACGGAGGGGAUGGAUUGGUCUGUGCAAGACAUCUUAAAUUGUUUGGAUAUGAGCCGUCUGUGCUGUACCCAAAGCGCCCCAACAAACAGCUGUUUCAGAAUCUUACCACCCAGUGUGAAAAGAUGGAUAUUUCCUUCCUGACUGAGAUGCCUGAGGCUGAUGUGAUCGACGAAGCCUAUAAUGUGGUGGUAGAUGCCGUUUUUGGAUUCAGUUUCAAGGGGGCUGUGCGAGAGCCAUUCGGUGAAAUCCUUUCCCAACUAAAGAAAAUCACAGUACCCAUUGCUAGCGUUGAUAUACCUUCAGGCUGGGAUGUGGAGAACGGCUCUCCUGAUGGGAUUCAGCCAGACAUGCUCAUCUCCCUCACAGCCCCCAAGAAAGCAGCCCAUCACUUCAAAGGACGCUAUCACUUUCUGGGAGGACGAUUUGUUCCUGCUGCACUUGAACAGAAGUACCAGCUGAAUCUGCCUCAGUAUCCAGGCACUGACUGUGUGUAUAAGCUCAAUUAAACAAUAAACUUUAUCGUGAUAACUGUAUAAGGUUCCACUAUGAA
Misgurnus anguillicaudatus (oriental weatherfish) is the source of this 1103-nucleotide messenger RNA. NCBI's taxonomy places the organism in Eukaryota, Metazoa, Chordata, Actinopteri, Cypriniformes, Cobitidae. The record is from RefSeq and is a predicted model, not a curated record.